AAUGCAUCUCUUGCCUUCUUUUAGUCUACUGGGGCUCAUUGCUCCGGAUCCUACAGAGCCUCUCCCUAUCCUCCCUUCUCCUUGAUGCUUUCCUGAAGGAGGGCAGACCUGUGCAGUUGGAGGUGGCUGUGCUGUGGGCUGCAGUGAGAAACAGACUCAGUAUUUUCUAAUUCUUGGAUCUGGUCUCCCUGGUAGCUGCCAUGGAUCCGCUCAUCUCGGCCUUCCUGAAGGGUGCUUCAGAAAAGAAUUUCCAACAAUUAGCUAUGGAGUUUCUGCCUCAGUAUACUGCACUGGUCAGUAAGACGGGAGGCAUGCUCUCUCCAGAGACUCUCUCUGGUAUUCACAAAGGCCUCCUGGAGGGAAAGCUGCCUGACGUCAUGAGCCACAUCCAGGAGGCGAUUCAUGCUGCAGAGAAUGCUGUCCUGCAGGUGGCUGUGAUUGGGCAGUCUGGGACCGGCAAGUCCAGUUUCAUAAAUGCCCUUCGAGGAGUGAGUCAUGAAGCAGAGGAAUCCGCUGAUGUUGGGACAGUGGAGACCACAAUGUGUAAAAUCCCCUAUCAACAUCCAAAAUAUCCCAAAGUGAUCUUCUGGGACCUGCCUGGGACCGGGACACCCAAUUUCCACGCAGACACGUAUCUAGACAAAAUGGCAUUUGCCAGCUAUGACUUCUUCAUCAUCAUUUCUUCUUCCCGCUUCAGCCUCAAUGAUGCUCUCCUGGCUCUGAAAAUCAAGGAUGCUGGGAAGAAGUUCUACUUUGUUAGAACCAAGGUGGACAGUGACUUAUAUAGCGAAGAGAAAACCAAACCCAAAACCUUCAAGAAGGAGAAUGUCCUUCAGCGUAUUCGAGACUACUGUCUGACUAAUCUCAUAAGCAUUGGAGUGACGGAACCACACAUCUUCCUAAUCUCCAACUUUGAUCUGGAUACUUUCGACUUCCCAAAGCUGCAGGAGACUCUGCUGAAGGAACUCCCUGGGCACAAGCGCCAUAUGUUUGCCCUGCUCUUGCCCAAUAUCUCUGAUGCUUCCCUUGAGCUAAAGAAACAUUUUCUUCAAGAGAAGAUCUGUCUGGAGGCCUUGAAGUCAGCUGCUGUGAGCUUUAUCCCCUUUAUGACCUUCUUUAUCGGCUUUGAUCUACCUCAACAAGAAGAGUGCUUGAAGGAGUACCGAAACUAUUUUGGCUUGGAUGAUAAAUCGGUUGAAGAGAUUGCUGAAAGGUUGGGCACACCCUUGGAAGAUAUCAAGGACCAACUCAAGUGCUUGGAUUUCUGGUCCCUUGUAAAGGAUGACAGCAUAAUCACACAAGCUAAGAACGCUGCUGAAGCUUUUUCUUCCGUGAGUGGAGGCCCUGCGUCUUCUGUCUUCCAGGCUUUGAAAGUCUACUACAGGCGCAAACAAUUCCUUAACACCGUGGCUGAUGAUGCCAAACAUCUCUUGAGAAAGAUGGAAACAGUAAAUGUUGCCUUGGCAAACAGUAAAUGAGUUUCAGGGCUUCUGUGUGUCCAGAUUGGCAAUGGGGUUGGUUGUCCUUCCACCAUACUCCCAGGCAAGCUCUUCCCUAAGGUCCACAGAUGUGUAUCCCAUAGAGAAAGUCCAUUGCUUCCCUUUAGAGAUCACUAUCAUGCAUGAAUUUUUUUUGGUUUUUUUGGUUUUUUAUUUUUUAUUUUUAUUUUUUUUUUCUCAUAUGCUAUUUUCUAUGUUCAUUGAUUUUUCUUGAUAAUAGUCAGCAAUAGCAUAUCAUCUGCCUCUGUGUUAAGAGAGAACCUAUUUCUGAUCCAUUUACACCAAUAAAUAAAAGUUUGUAAUAACAAAACGA
This is a messenger RNA of Apodemus sylvaticus (European woodmouse), 1812 nucleotides long. Its product is annotated as T-cell-specific guanine nucleotide triphosphate-binding protein 2-like. Gene Ontology annotation, biological process: defense response; cellular response to interferon-beta. The record is from RefSeq and is a predicted model, not a curated record. Lineage: Eukaryota; Metazoa; Chordata; Mammalia; Rodentia; Muridae. The coding region runs from base 201 to 1478 and encodes 425 amino acids. The transcript is spliced from 2 exons. Gene Ontology annotation, cellular component: endoplasmic reticulum membrane. Gene Ontology annotation, molecular function: GTPase activity; GTP binding.